Mucor mucedo is the source of this 474-nucleotide messenger RNA. RefSeq lists its product as uncharacterized. Lineage: Eukaryota; Fungi; Mucoromycota; Mucoromycetes; Mucorales; Mucoraceae. The annotation marks the transcript as partial. The transcript has a single exon. The record is from RefSeq and is a predicted model, not a curated record.
AUGUCUUCUACAAUUCAAGUUUCUAUUUACUUUACCAACGAACCUACUAUCGAGUUCGAUUUUCUUUCUGAAAAGCUGAACUGGACAAAUCUUGUCACUUUAAUUGAAUCUACUCGUCGUGUGGAUUCUCCUGUUGUUCUCUAUUAUAAGAAAGACAACGAAACCGAGUCUUUGGAAAAUCAAUCCCAAUUAGAAUCCCUCUUAUCCUUACCUGAGAUUAAAGGUCUUUGCUUCUACGCUCAAGCAGAUCUCGUAAGCGAAAAUGUCUAUAUCCUUCCCGGUCAUGCCUUUGCUCGUUUAACUCAAUUCGUUGACCAACACAAGGAAAUCGUUUCCUCCAGCCAUCGUCUCGCCAGAUGGGUUGGCAUCUUGGCCUCUUUCAUCGCUGAGGAUACCACUGAUCAUCAUUUCGACUAUGAAUUUAAAGUACUCGAUACAUUAGCUGCUAGAAAAUCAGAAAAAAUGAAACGUCGU